AUGGAUGACAUGUAUCAAUAUGCCUCGGCUGCUGUCAAUAGCAACACGCCAAACAACACCAAUCAACAACAAGGCACCGAAGAUAACGACAUUGUACUUCAAGCAUUCAACAACUUUGGAUGGGGUCAACGAUUCAAUAGUCUAUUGGACACUGUCAAAAAACAAAGUGAAGCACUUGUAGAAACCACUCGACGCGACUUUGAAGAGAUAGCCCAAGUACUUCGCGAAGAUGGCAAUAAUGAGGAUACGUCCAAUCGUGAUAUGAGUACUUCCACUUCUUCAACCACCACUGCCGGCACAUCUUCAACCACCACUGAAGUCCCCAGCAACAACAAUGAUACAAUGAGUUUUGCCGCUCUUCGUGAACGAAUCAGUGCCUUGGACCUGAACAGCUUAUUACCUACACAACGAUUGCCUGAGAAUAUGGAUUUGACUCAAUUGCGAUCCGAGGUUAUCCAAGGUACUCGGCAUGCUGAACAAUACCUACAAAAGUUUGGAUCAGAGGUGAUGGAUGUCGUUACCAAAGCCAUCACUGUGCUUGAACCAGAGGAGGAGGAUACUACUACCAAUGAGCGAUCUGGUGGUGAAGGCAGCAAUCCAAAGAUCUAUGCCACACGAAAAGAAGCAUUGUUGGCCAAGAUGCGUGUUGAUCCAGAGACAUAUAUGCAGGAACCUGAGGAUACCAAAGUGCACCAAACCUUUAUUGCCGGUUUCAAUAUUGAAGAGUACACGGAUGAGAUUGCUAGUUUAUUGAAGCAGCACACUGAUUUGGAUACUAUGAUGCAUGAAUUAGUACCUGUAAAGGUUGAUUACACUACAUUCUGGAAGCGUUACUUUUAUCGUGCAUGGUGCAUUGAACAAGAUGAACAAAAGCGACAAAUGAUUGUGAAGGGUGUUCACGAACAAGAAGAUGAUGAGGCUGACUUUAAGUGGGAUUCGGAUGAUGAGGAUGACGACCAUAGCAAAACACCAACCAAGGAUGGCCAACAACAAGAGCAUGAUGAUAAGAACAAGGGCAAGCAAUCGAGUGACAGCAAAGGAGGUUCUGAUACGGAUUUCAGCAACAUCUCAGAGCCUGUUUCCACAGAGCCAAGCUUGGUAUCUCCUCCGCUCAAAUCUCAAACGGAUGGUGACGAUUGGGUUAAAGCCGAUCACAAGAAGAAGGCUGACAAUGAGGACGACGAUAGCGACAGCGAUUGGGAGUAG
Molecule: messenger RNA, 1206 nt
Organism: Lichtheimia ornata
Lineage: Eukaryota; Fungi; Mucoromycota; Mucoromycetes; Mucorales; Lichtheimiaceae
Exons: 4
Coding region: 1-1206 (401 amino acids)
Cellular component (GO): cytoplasm
Source: RefSeq, a predicted model, not a curated record